UCUGUUCCAGUACGUGUUCGACUUGCGUACUGACCUGACGUCGCAGCGCAACGGAAUAAAAUUUCAAAAAUUCCUAACAGUCUAACAGUCUUAAAGCGCGGGAGUGUGUGCUAAGAUAUUACAUUAAAACAGUGCUACUACCAAUUCUAUCGAUAUCUGGUCUAUGUGUGAGUGUUAAGCUCUAAAAACCCAUCUCCAAAUUAAGUGAAUAACUGUAUAAAUAGACAAAAGAAAAAUAGAGGAUUACCAAAAGCCCAAAACGAAGACACCAAGUCCAAAAAAUGUUUUUUUAAAAACCUGGAUUAAGUCUAAAAAAAUCUGAAACUCUGAAAUAAAAGGAUUACCCAAGCCAGGCUUGUGAAGGAGGAUUACUGAACGAUUGGAGCUUGAAAGCUGAUAUAACCUCAAAUCAUGGUUUCGCAUUAUUACAAUUCACUGCCCUACACGCAGAAGCACACGGCCGCCAACUUGGCUUAUGCCUCGGCGGCCAGCCAGCCCUGGAACUGGACUCCAAACUACCAUCACACGCCGCCGAAUCAUCAGUUCCUCGGCGAGGUGGACACAUCCCAUGCCGCCCAUCAUGCGGCGGCCGCCCAUCAGAUGUACUACAACUCCCACCACAUGUUCCAUUCGGCGGCGGCAGCCGGCGCUGGCGAUUGGCACUCUCCGGCCUCCAGUACGGCGGAUAACUUUGUCCAGAAUGUGCCCACCUCGGCGCACCAGCUGAUGCAGCAGCACCACCAUCACUCCCAUGCCGUGGCAGGCGGCGGUGGCUCCAGCAGCUCCGCCAGUUCCGGCAGCAGCAGCAGCGGAGGAGCAGGCGGCGGCGGUGGUGCCACCCAGUUGAACGAAACCAACAGCAGUUUGGGAGGCGGCAGUGGAGGAUCCACCGACGCUGCUCCAUCCAACCACCAACAGCAGCACAUCGCCGAGGGUCUGCCUUCACCACCGAUUACCGUCUCCGGAUCAGAGAUCUCCAGUCCCGGAGCACCCAAUUCUGCCUCGUCGCCGCAUCAUCAUUUGGCCCAUCAUCUUAGUGCCGCCGCUGGCAACAACAACAACAAUAGUCCUUCAACCCACAAUAAUAAUAACAACAACAACAGUGUGAACAACAAUAAUAACAAUAACAGGACAUCGCCAUCGAAGCCACAGUACUACGAGUGGAUGAAGAAGCCCGCCUAUCCAGCACAACCACAACCAGGUAAAACCCGCACUAAGGACAAAUACCGCGUUGUUUACACCGACUUCCAGCGCUUGGAACUGGAGAAGGAGUACUGCACAUCCCGUUACAUCACCAUCCGGCGCAAAAGCGAACUGGCACAGACCCUCUCCCUGUCCGAGCGGCAGGUGAAGAUCUGGUUCCAGAACCGACGGGCCAAGGAGCGCAAGCAGAACAAGAAGGGCAGCGACCCCAAUGUGAUGGGCGUGGGUGUGCAGCACACGGACUACAGCCAGCUGCUGGACGCCAAGGCUAAGCUGGAGCCGGGCCUGCAUCUGCCCCAUUCGCUGGCCCACUCGAUGAACCCGAUGGCGAUGAACAUUCCGGCCAUGAGACUCCACCCGCAUCUGGCCGCCCACAGUCACUCGCUGGCGGCGGCGGCGGCGCACUCGCAUCAGCUGCAGCAGCAGCACAGCGCCCAAAUGUCCGCUGCAGCGGCGGUGGGUACGCUUUCGAUGUGACCCGAUCCCUGCUAUGGGAACAGCUUGAGCAACGGCAUCCACGGCGAGAACGGUGGCGGCUACAUGGAGGCCAUUGGGGAGAGCAACUGUGGCGCCUACAGUGCUCCCGCCCUCGCCACGGAAUUGGCUUAACCCUUAGGUCGCGCAGUCAGACUGUGGCGACCCCCGAACCGAAGGGUACUAGAGAUGUAAAACAAGAAGAAGAAAGAAAAAUGGAUCCCAAGAGCAUUUGGCGCCAGCGUGGCCCCUUGAAUAUUGCACGUUGUUAAUUUUUGUGAUUGUAUAUUCCUGGUUUCAUCACGCUGCUGCCUAACAGCUCCAACACAAACAAUUCUGCAUGUAUUAUGUUUGUUUUUUGUUCAAUGUAAUUUAAAGUAAAUGUUUAAAUUGUAAGUUGUAAGCCUCCCCCCUAGUUGUAAGUUGCCCAGGAAAAACAAAAACAAUUCAACCCAACCGUCCCACAAAUUAACAAGCAGCGAGUUUCAAAAAACUUAACAUUAUUUAGUAACAAGCAAUUAAUUUUAAAUGCGAAAAUUGAUUCUUCAUCCUUUGUAAAUAUCCACAAAAAUGUGUUUAACGUUUAUUACUUUUAUAUAUCGUAAUAACAAUUAGCCUUAAUAUCUUAUCUAGCUGUACUGAAUGUAAAUGUAAUUCAAUAAUCGAGCACAAAAGCAAAAUUAAAAUAUAUACAAUAUUCAUAAAUAA
This is a messenger RNA of Drosophila bipectinata, 2385 nucleotides long. It is a transcript of the gene cad, whose product is annotated as caudal type homeobox. NCBI's taxonomy places the organism in Eukaryota, Metazoa, Arthropoda, Insecta, Diptera, Drosophilidae. The record is from RefSeq and is a predicted model, not a curated record. Gene Ontology annotation, molecular function: DNA-binding transcription factor activity, RNA polymerase II-specific; RNA polymerase II transcription regulatory region sequence-specific DNA binding. Gene Ontology annotation, biological process: regulation of transcription by RNA polymerase II; animal organ morphogenesis; anterior/posterior axis specification. Gene Ontology annotation, cellular component: nucleus.